Scomber japonicus (chub mackerel) is the source of this 944-nucleotide messenger RNA. RefSeq names its product glutathione peroxidase 1a (gene gpx1a). Gene Ontology annotation, cellular component: mitochondrion; cytosol. Gene Ontology annotation, molecular function: glutathione peroxidase activity. The transcript has 2 exons. NCBI's taxonomy places the organism in Eukaryota, Metazoa, Chordata, Actinopteri, Scombriformes, Scombridae. Gene Ontology annotation, biological process: hydrogen peroxide catabolic process; response to hydrogen peroxide; glutathione metabolic process. The record is from RefSeq and is a predicted model, not a curated record.
CACUUUGUCUACAAUUAAAUUGUUCAUCAUCCUGUUGGGAAUUUGCAAGAAUGGCUGCGAGAAGGUUUUACGACCUGACAGCUAAGCUUAUAUCUGGAGAAACAUUGAGGUUUUCUGACCUGAAGGGGAAAGUUGUUCUUAUUGAAAAUGUAGCGUCUCUCUGAGGAACAACUGUCAGGGACUACACUCAGAUGAACGAGCUUCACUCUCGGUACUCUGCCGGGGGACUCUUUAUCCUGGGUGUACCCUGCAAUCAGUUUGGGUAUCAGGAGAAUGACAACAAUGAUGAAAUCCUAAAAUCUCUUAAGUAUGUUCGUCCAGGGAAUGGCUUUGAACCAAAUUUCCAGCUUCUCGAGAAGAUGGAUGUGAAUGGAAAGGACGCCCACCCCUUGUUUGUAUACUUAAAGGAAAAGCUCCCAUCCCCCAGUGACGAUGCCGUGGCUCUCAUGAAUGAUCCAAAGUUCAUCGUUUGGAGUCCUGUCACUCGGAACGACAUCUCCUGGAACUUUGAGAAGUUCCUGAUCAGUUCUGAUGGGGAACCCUACAAGCGCUACAGCAGGCAUUUCCUCACCAUUGACAUUGAGGCAGAUAUUAAAAAGCUACUAAAGAGGGUCAAGUAAAGUGUGUCAUGACAUCCAGGGUGGUGGAACAGAUAGGUUAUCACUUAUGACCAGCCUGACCAAAAAGAGUCAUAGUCAUACAUGUGUUUUGAGUAUUUUAUCUUAUCAUGGUUUCACAGAUAAAGCAGCACUCCAAUGUGACAUUUCUUGUGCAGUACACUGUGGUUGUUCAGCCUAUUUACUCAAUGAUGACACUCCUUGAAAACGUUUUUUGUAAGGGGAGUUUCUGAUAAAUAUGUAAAAGCCUGACCCUACCACUGUGUAGGCAGUAACUCAUAUCACACUGGAAAGACUUAAAUUGGAGAGAAUAAACCAUUUGUGUCA